Molecule: messenger RNA, 1067 nt
Organism: Cinara cedri
Lineage: Eukaryota; Metazoa; Arthropoda; Insecta; Hemiptera; Aphididae
Source: the annotation of a GenBank genome assembly
AUGGAUCUUAAUGAACAGAAUACUCGAAAAAUAGACAGCACCCACUCAAACACAGAUAUAUCUAUCGAAAAAAAUCCUAAAGUAACAAUUACCAACACGCCCACCACACAGGAACCAGUCGACCAAGGAAAAAGACUCGCUUCAUCUACCUCCAACAUUAGCCACCAUGAUAACACCUCUACCAUAAAAAAUCCUAAUGAUCCAACACAAUCAUCAACAUUAUCGCAAAAGAUACAAAAAAUACUGGUACACUUGCAACUAAAUUAAAAGAUUCCUCCAAAACUCUACAACCUCUACACAAAAAACAUAAACGCUCAAACUCGAUUGAACAAAUAAUAAUUAAGCUAGAUGAAGAUCUGGAACCAGCUAAAUCCGCCUUCGAAAACUUACUGGGCUUAAACAUUUAUUUCUAACAACUUAAAUAUAUUAUUAAAAACACGCUUAGCGUGCAAAACUCCUCCAGUGUUUUAAAGCAAUUCAACAUAUCACUCAUGGAAACGAUUGAGAUUAUCGAUACGAUCCGCCCAAAAAUUAAAAAUCUUAGUAUCAAGAACAGACUCACGAGACUAGCUAACUCUCUUCUUGACACUUCAUUAUCCAUUGAUCCUCCCCCAGCACAACAAUAAUAAUUUACAAGUAUUGCAAACAUUGCAUUUAAUAUAAAACAUCCUAUAAUGAAGAACCUAAAUAUAAUACAAUGUAAUAUAAAUAGCUUCAUCAAAAAAACGUCAUGAUCUACAAUUAAUAAUCAAACAAUAUUCAUCCAUGUGCAUUAGCCUCAAGAAACAAAUCUAAAAAGUAAUAACAUACCAAGUAAUAAAAACUACAAAAUCUUUCACACCAAUCGUCUAAACUGUAAUCGGGCUAGCGGCGGCAUCGCGUCUCUAAUACACAUUGACUACCCCAGCGAACAGAUAUCAAUUCAUUCUCAUCUAGAAGUCAUCGCGGUUCAGAUAACACUAGAAUCAAAAAUUUCAAUAUGCAAUAUAUACAUCCCAAAUCAAACAUCUUUUGAUACCUCCGAUAUAGACAACAUCAUCAAGCAACUCCCCAAAGCAUUUAAUUAA